Molecule: messenger RNA, 579 nt
Organism: Prorocentrum cordatum
Lineage: Eukaryota; Dinophyceae; Prorocentrales; Prorocentraceae
Source: the annotation of a GenBank genome assembly
AUGCUCAUGCUCCUUGUUUGUUCCUCUGCCAGCAGCAGGGCUUCGGCGUUCGUGCCGCGCUCCUCGCAGGUGGCGCGCGCGCCCGCCUGGGCCGUGGAAUCCGAGGGCGGCCCGGUGCUCGGCGCCCCGAGCCAGGCACUCGCCCAAUCCCCCGCGGUGACCACGGCGAUGCUGCGCAACCUCCCGUGCGACUUCACGCGCAGCGACCUGCUCGAUAUUCUGGACCGCGAGGGGUUCGCGGGGGCUGAUGGAUACGAUUUCGUAUACGUUCCGAUCGACUUCAAGAGAAAGUUGUGCAAGGGCUAUUCUUUUGUUAACAUGGUUGCCGCGGAGCAUCUUCAGCGGUUGGUCAAGGUCUUCAACGGCUACAACGGGUGGUCGGGCUCCUCCACGAAGGUUUGCCAGGCGAGCAUGUCGCACACGCAGGGUUUGACGGCGAACAUCGAGCGCUAUCGGAAUAGCCCUGUGCUGUGUGAUGCAGUCCCCGACAUCUUCAAGCCAGCACUCUUCAUGGGCAAGCGGCAGGUCCCAUUCCCUGAGCCCACUAGGAAGUUUUCGCAGGUGAUCCAGCAUUUUUGA